This is a messenger RNA of Oldenlandia corymbosa var. corymbosa, 1223 nucleotides long. The record is from the annotation of a GenBank genome assembly. NCBI's taxonomy places the organism in Eukaryota, Viridiplantae, Streptophyta, Magnoliopsida, Gentianales, Rubiaceae.
AUCUUCUUCAUUUUGCCAUUUUUCCUAUGAACUUGAUCACAUCAAAAACACGUCCAAACGGUUCCUGCCUUCCUGGUAGUCUUGUCUGUGAUUAAAUUUUUCGUUUAGUAAAGAAAUCUGUUUAAAUAUUGUGCCUUUGAACCGAUAACUUUUGGGGGUUUAUACUUAGUGGGGUUUUUUUUUUUUUUUUAAUUUCUUGGUUUGAUUUAUUAGUUGGUUGGGGAAUAAAAUCAAACAGGUGAUAAGCUAUGCAGAAAGACGAGGAUACAGUGAGACAGGAGCGAGUUGUUGAAGCUCGAGCUAGAAAUAUCAGUCACAAUGUAAGGUGCACUGAAUGUGGAAGUCAGUCCAUUGAAGACUCUCAAGCUGACGUUGCCAUUUUACUCAGGAAGUUGAUUCGGGAUGAAAUUCGAGCUGGAAAAUCAGACAAAGACAUCUACAAAAAGCUUGAGGAUGAUUUUGGUGAAACAGUGCUUUAUGCACCAAAAUUUGAUUUGCAGACUGCCGCCCUGUGGUUGUCUCCUGUAUGUCUAAUGCACCGCCUAGCAGUUUCCUUAAUGCUCUUUAAUUCUGUUGUUUAUGGAUGAUGGAUACUGAAUUCGGAGAUCUCCCUGUCUACCAGGUCUUGAUUGCCGCUGCAGCUGGUGGACUAUGGGCUUACCAAAAGCACAGACAAAGGACAAAUGUGCACAUCAUGGCCCUGAACCUAGUUAGAGGAGUUCCAUUGACUCCAAAGGAGAAGGAGACGAUGCUUGAUGUUCUAACGCCACCUCCUUCUGAAAAUAUCACUCCUUGGUGGAGAAGGUGAAUAGGUCCAUGAAGGCCCUUUGCUUACUAUCUAUCUUAUGGACUGCUGUCCUCUGACAAGAAGUAUCAACUCCUCCAUGGUAGCAACCUCCUCGCCAGGAGCAGUUGUUUAGGCUGAUAACCUUGUCAUAUGAAGUAGCUGCUCUGUUUAUUCAUGUAGCUGCGGCCAUUUGAGUUGUUUAUAAAUGUAUUUCACACUUGCAUUUUUCAGAAGUAAGCUAAUAUGAAGAAUAUAGGAUGAAUUGGUAGUGUUCUAGCUUUCGGAGUGCAAGAUACCACUGUGUAAUACUCCAUCUUAGUAAAAGCAGUAAACGAAGGCAGGUUACUGUCGACUGCUAAGAUAACUUUCAGACUUUGUGACCCGUGCUACGAUUUUCUACGAAGUUACAGUAACAGUCUUAUUUCUUUCUCCCCCA